This is a messenger RNA of Emiliania huxleyi CCMP1516, 2202 nucleotides long. RefSeq lists its product as hypothetical. The transcript has 3 exons. Gene Ontology annotation, biological process: carbohydrate metabolic process. NCBI's taxonomy places the organism in Eukaryota, Haptophyta, Isochrysidales, Noelaerhabdaceae. Bases 1 to 2202 code for a protein of 733 amino acids. Gene Ontology annotation, molecular function: hydrolase activity, hydrolyzing O-glycosyl compounds. The record is from RefSeq and is a predicted model, not a curated record.
AUGGCGGGCGAGGCCGUCACGGCCAUGAUCGUGGCUGCUGACGCCGGUGACAACCCGCUGGCGGACCGCCGCGAGGAUCGGGAGGCGGCGGCGGCGCGGGAGAGGAAGGCGAAGGUGGCGAAGCUCAACUCGCAGACGGCGAACGCGAUGGAGGUGGUGCGGGCGCAGCAGGCCGCGAAGGAGCGGGGAGCCUUCGACGAGGCGGCUCUCAGGGCGAACGAGGUGCUCGGCGACGGCGGAAGACUGUGGCUUGAGCCGCUGAGCGCGCGCCACUGGCGGCAGGAGCUGCUCCUGAAGGGCGCGUCCUGGUUUGGAUUCCAGAGCGACACCGCGUGUGUGCACGAGCUCUACAAGGGGUGGGCAAACCUGGGUUACGCGGUGGACGACUACAUCGCCUUCCUCACGCGGCACGGCUUCAACAGCGUUCGGCUGCCGCUCUCGGUGGAGCACGUUGCCUCUAAUCCGACCCUGACGGGCUCGUGCGGGAGGGAGUGGGAGGGGCUCCGCAGCCUGGCGGCGCUGGAUGACCUCGUGCGCCGGCUUCAGGACGCUGGCAUCUACGUGAUGCUCGGAAUCCACGUCAUCGCCACAGACACCAACAGCGCCCUGUGGUGCCAGAGCGUGGAGGGUGGCUGCAGCAGCGAGGACGAGGAGCCACUCUUCGACGCGUGGAGCUCGCUCGUGACGCGGUACUGUGCAUCUCCUAACGUUAUCGCCGCCGACCUCUACAACGAGCCCUUUGGCGCCACCUGGGGCAGCGGCGACCGCAGGACAGACUGGGACCUAGCUGCCGAGCGCCUCGGCAACCACGUGCUCGCUCGCUGCCCGCGGUGGCUCAUCUUCGUGCAAGGCAUCGCCAACAAUGGCGGGUGGUGCCGCAACCACCCGUCGGGGCUACACAGUGGCCACACGUGCUGGUGGGGCGAGGCCGUCCACCCGCACCGUGCUCACCCGAUCGAGCUCUCGGACGCGAGCAAGCUGGUGCUGUCGCCGCACGCCUACGGCGAUGACUCGAAGAACCCGAACCACCCAGGGACGCCCGAGGUGUGGGACACGCAUUGGGGACUGAUCCCGUCCGAGGAGGGCACCCCGGUGGUGCUCGGGGAGUGGGGCGGCCUGUGGGACGACACAGGGCCGUGGCAGGAGCGGAUGCAGGAGUACCUCAUCGAUCGCGGCUUGGGGCACUUUUACUGGUCGCUCAACGACAACUCGUUCGACACCGGCGGCCUCUACAACUCGGUAAACCAGCCCAAGUGGGACAUGCUCGCAUCCUCGCUCGCCAGCUCCGUGCCCGGCUUCCAGGCGGCCGCUGCGGCGCUGAGCAAUCAACCACCCUCCCCGCCCUCCCCGUCGCCGUCACCACUGCCGCCGCUGCCGCCGCGGCCGCCGCCGCCCUCGCCCCCUCCUUCUUCGCCGCCGACCCUGGGCACCUUCGCUGACAAGCCGGCCCUGCAGGCCGCGGUCGACCUUUGGUGCAGCGAUGAGGCGGCCGCCCGCGCGACAUACGGCGACAUCUCGGGCUGGGACGUGAGCGCGAUCACCGACAUGCAGUGUCUGUUCAGCGCUUGGUCGUGGUGCAACGGCGGCGGCUCCACCACCGGCAAGGACACGUGCAACCCCGACAUCUCGGCGUGGGACACGUCGGCGGUUUCCAAUAUGAAAUCCAUGUUCGACAGCGCCUCCUCCUUCGACCAGGACAUCGGGUCGUGGGACGUGUCGGCGGCCACCAACAUGCGGGGCAUGUUCUUCGAGGCCUCCUCCUUCGACCAGGACAUCGGGUCGUGGGAUGUGUCGGCCGUCACCGACAUGUUGGACAUGUUCAUGUGGGCCUCCUCCUUCGACCAGGACAUCGGGGCGUGGGAUGUGUCGGCGGCCACAGAAAUGAGCGGCAUGUUCUACGGCGCCUCCUCCCUCAGCGACUGCAACAAGGCGCUCAUCCACGCCGGCUUCGACGCUCAGACGAGCGCCUGGACCUACUCGUGGGGCUCGCUCGAGUGCCCUUCGCCCCCGCGACCACCCCCGCGACCACCGCAUCCACCUGGCCAGGCGCCUUUCUUGGCCAAGGUGACCGAUGGCAAAAGCAAGACCUUUGGCAAAAGCAAGAAGAACAGGAAGAACCCGUGGUUCUCCGCCAAGGCAACCCGGCGUUCCUCGCCCUCUCCCCUUUUUGGCGCUAUAGUUGGCUCCUCCCGCGCACGUUAG